Molecule: messenger RNA, 2712 nt
Organism: Cyclopterus lumpus (lumpfish)
Lineage: Eukaryota; Metazoa; Chordata; Actinopteri; Perciformes; Cyclopteridae
Gene: tmem209
Product: transmembrane protein 209
Exons: 16
Coding region: 16-1878 (620 amino acids)
Cellular component (GO): membrane
Source: RefSeq, a predicted model, not a curated record
CAACUCGUUAAGAAAAUGAUGUCUCCGAAGAAAAUGUGUUUUCUUAUCUUCACUUCAAAUGAACGUACUACUGCUGUGACCGGAAGUAGGAUUUACAACUUCCGGUUAAAUUACAAAAUAUGCAGCGCCGCAGUUGUCAUUCACUUUCGCGUGUGUUUCUCCUCUGCUCCUUGUCUCAGCCUGAACAGAACAUAUCUAAUGAUGUUAACCCCAUCGAAGGACGGGAUGCCCAGUAUGAUAGACAAGGCGCUGAGGAUGAGGAGGGAGGAACAGGCUCGUCAGGUGGUCCUGGCCUGGGCUGUCCUCAACGUGUCUCUAGCUGGCAUGCUUUACACUGAAAUGUCAGGGAAAUUGCUGAGUCAUUACUUCAGCAUCACGUACUGGCCUAUCUGGUAUAUUGAACUGGUGCUAGCCUCUCUAUUUAGCCUCAAUGCCCUUUUUGACUUCUGGAAAUAUUUUAAAUACACCAUGGCCCCCUCCACCAUUGCUGUAUCCCCUGCGCAGCAUCACCUACUGGGUCUGAGAAACACAAGUAUUCAGGCCUCUCCGCCACAAAAGCCAGAGAAAAAAGAGACCCCAGCCCCGGCCCAGUCAUCUCCGCUGCAGGGCCAGAGCGUGCUAAGUUUCAGCCCCUCACGGCCGGCCACCACCAGCCCUAAAUUCUCCCCCAGCUGUGUACCUGGGUACAGCCCUCCUCUCAGUAGCCCACCCACCCCAAACAGUGCAGGGGGCCCCUUUUCCCCCUCAGUGGCCUUCGGAAAGGUGUUGAACUACAGUCCCUCCCCUGGCUCCUCGCCCUACCCCAGCUGCAUUGGACCAGCAGAAGGCUCCAGCUUGAGAGCUCGAUAUCGCACAUCCCCCUCUGUGUUUAACUCGCCUGGAAGCAAAGAGGACUACAUGGAGGAUCUGAAAAGCCUGGAGAGAUUCCUCCGCACAGAGGAGGAGCGGAGUCACCGCAGCCAGUUAGGAAGUCCAGAGUCUGUGUCUCCGAGCCACAGCCCAACAUUUUGGAACUACAACCGCUCAGUGGGAGAUUACGCCCAGAGCCUGAGGAAGUUCCUGUACCAGCCGGCCUGCCGCUCUCUGGCCCCGUCUGCCCACAAGGAUGAGACAGAUCUGGGCUCCAAGCAGGCUGCAGAGGAGGUGUGGGCCAGAAUCACCACCAGUCGUCCUGUAGUGGACCGCAUUGAUAGCUGGACAGCCAAGCUUAGAAAUUGGAUCAGUGACACCAUCUUGGUCCCCCUGGUCAAGGAAACCGACUCUGUCAACAGCCAGCUCAGGAGGAUGGGCUGCCCGGAGCUCCAGAUCGGAGAGGCCAGCAUAACCAGCCUGAAACAGGCAGCAGUGAUGAAAGCCUCAUCCAUCCCCACUAUAAACUCUAUUGUUCAGUAUCUGGACAUCACUCCCAACCAGGAGUAUCUAGUGGAUCGCGUAAAGGAGCUGGCCCACAGCGGCUGCAUGAGCUCCUUCCGCUGGAACGGUGGUGGUAAUCUGAAGAACAGGAAAUGGGACACUGACCUCCCCACUGACUGUGCUAUCCUCAUGCACAUGUUUUGUACAUACUUGGACUCCAGACUGCCUCCACACCCAAAGUACCCAGAUGGGAAGACUUUCACUUCUCAGCACUUCAGCCACACCCCAGAGAAACCUGAUGUUACCAAGGAGACUCUCUUCUGCAUCCACCAAAGCAGCACAACUCCCCCUCACUACCAGCUCAUCUACCAGGGACAUAUCUACAGUUUACCCAAGGGCAGGAACAACCUGUUCCACACAAUCCUAAUGUUCCUUUAUCUCAUUAAGACUAAGGAGUCAGGGAUGCUGGGGAGAGUAAAUCUUGGCCUCUCUGGUGUAAACAUCUUGUGGAUAUUCGAGAACUGAUGAUGAUGACGACUGAUCAUCAUUUACCAAGCAACAAAAAGCUGCAAGUGGAUUUUUGUUCUACACUGGUCGGACUACCACCUCAUCUUAAGGACUGCUCUUUUUGGGGCACAUCAGAAGCAGCAUUAGCAUAUGGAAAGACAACAAAUGCAUAUUUUUGGAAGUUUUCUCAAUUUUAGUGUCCAAAUGGGUAACAUACUGUGUUGUCAUUUCAAGGACACAUUUACGUUGCCCCACGGUGUGCUUAUGAUACACUGCAGAGCAGUAUUUUUUAAACUUGUGCUUGGUUUUCUGAUUUUUGUAUUUUGAGAAUGUACCAUCAUGGCAGACUUGUAAAUAAUAUACCUCGGAUGUAUCUCGUGAAUUGUAAACGGCUCUGAGCCAUUACGCAUUGUUGCAAAUACAGUUUGUGCAGACUUGACUUUGGUUUCUUCAGCUUCAAUAACCUGGGUUGCAGCUUUUCUUUUCCCUGUAGUUGAAUGGUUGUCGUCUGUUGUAGGGACGCUCCUGACAUGCUUGAAGUCACCUACAGAAAUUGGACUUGUGAAAAGGAAAGCAAUACACAAUAUUCAAGUAUUGAAUUAUUCUGUUCUAGUGAAGCUUCUCAUAGUACUAGGCUGCAAUGCAACUCAUAACUAUGUACAGUGUUAAUUGAUAUGUGAUGGAGAACAAAUGAAAUGCCUGUGAAAUCACCAAAGUCUUUUUCUGAGAAUAUAACGUAUUUUACAAAAGCCAUUUGUUACAUUUCAAACCCUCCACAUGUUUGCUUGUUUUCAAUGAUGCUAUUUUACAAGUGUCAAGACUUUAAAAUAAAAUGUAGAUAUUGAAAAUAAA